AUGAUCAUGAGUCAAGAUAAAUCUCAAAACUCGCUUCAUAAAGUUUCUCCAUUUAAGUCUUGGAAACUUACUCUGAUUAAAUUCCUCAUCUUAUUUUGUGUCUUCUUUGGAUUGAUCAGCUGCUAUCAUUUUUACAGAGAAGCUCAAAGAGAAGCGGGACAUACUGGCGCUAUUAACGUUGUAGACAAAAGUGUUGAACAUCCUAAUUAUAAUCUCCCAAAAUACACUGACACUGUUAGCACUGCUGAGGAAGACGGUGGAGUGUCUAUUUUCGUGCUUGGGAAGCGUAAUCAUUGGAACUGGAUUGGAAAUGCAGCAGUUGCUGGAUUCUUGAUAUCUGCAGGAGCUCUAACAGGUGGUUGGGCAGUGGCUUCAUGUAUGACUAUUGCAGGCCCUGCAUGCUGGGUCGGUAUUGCUGUAGCUAUGGUUGCUGGUACUGUUGGCACUAUCUUUGCAACGGCUGCGGGAAGACCUGGAAACGGUUGGACUUCAUCGAACGCAAAACGUGAAGAGUCCAGUUCAUUCAGCUUUGGAGAUUCUACAUAUCUUAAGGUUGAAGACGGUAGAGCUGAUCGUGUGAAUUCUACCAUUACUGAUGCGGGUUUGACCUUCAAAGGACUUUGGGAGGUGUAUGAUACCGUUUCGUUGAAGAAGCGUAGCAACAAUGUUACUGACACAGUUCAUAUGCUACAGUUUGAUAGUCCUUUGGGGUCUCAUGCUGCUGUACAUUUGAAUACUGGUCUGGACUCAAUGGUCAAUGAUAUCACCGAGGAUGAAAAUCCCGGCUCUUUGGAAUCAACUUUACGUUACACUGAUCAAAAGGUUCUGCACAAGAGAUACAAUUAUUUCGACGCUCAAUGGAUCUCUUGGGCCUGGGAUAAUGCAAACAACGAUUUAUUACGAAUUGCUGCCAACGAUAGAGGAUUAGAAGAAGAAGAAUAUGAUUCCUCCGUUUACAACUAUUUCCGUGAUUCGCCUGCGUGGAAGUACUGCUGGACGGUCACUGAUAAUCCUCACCCGGGUGAAGGAGAAGACUAUAACCAGUUAGGCGCCGAAAAUGCUAUACAUGGGGAAUUGUAUUUUAACACUUAUGGCGGCGUCGAUGGAUAUUGUAAUGACAACAAGGAUGGUGCUCAAUGUUCCGGUAAUGCUUGUGAGGAAUGA
Kluyveromyces lactis is the source of this 1164-nucleotide messenger RNA. Its product is annotated as DUF5341 domain-containing protein. Bases 1 to 1164 code for a protein of 387 amino acids. The record is from RefSeq and is a predicted model, not a curated record. The transcript has a single exon. NCBI's taxonomy places the organism in Eukaryota, Fungi, Ascomycota, Saccharomycetes, Saccharomycetales, Saccharomycetaceae.